This is a messenger RNA of Alosa alosa (allis shad), 4406 nucleotides long. RefSeq names its product WD repeat domain 19 (gene wdr19). Gene Ontology annotation, molecular function: protein binding. Gene Ontology annotation, biological process: intraciliary retrograde transport; cilium assembly. The coding region runs from base 92 to 4108 and encodes 1338 amino acids. Lineage: Eukaryota; Metazoa; Chordata; Actinopteri; Clupeiformes; Clupeidae. The transcript is spliced from 36 exons. The record is from RefSeq and is a predicted model, not a curated record. Gene Ontology annotation, cellular component: intraciliary transport particle A; cilium.
GGUCGCUAUGGGUGACGCCGACGCUUAGACUGACGAAUCCUGGGAAAUGUACACAAGUCUUGUACAGCAGUUUAGCCUUUAAACGAAAAGUAUGAAGCGCGUAUUCACAAUCGCAGAGAAAAAUUGGCAGGGGUCCUGCCUGCAUUACAAAUGGCAGAAAACUUUGGGGAAUUAUCUUGCCGUUGCUGGUUUCGACAACACCGUAAAGAUCUUCGAUCGGCAUGGGCAAAGAAUGAAUGAAUUUAAUCUACCAGGAAGGUGCAUAGGAAUGGAUUGGGAUAAAGAUGGGGACACCCUGGCAAUAAUAGCAGAGAAGUCAAGUGCCAUCCAUCUAUGGGAUGCAAAUGUCAACAAAACGUCACAGUUAGACAGCGGCAUGAGGGAUCAGAUGUCUUUUCUGCUGUGGUCUAAGACUGGGCCUUUACUUGCUGUGGGAACAGCCAAAGGGAACCUGCUCAUCUACAACCAGCAGACCUCCCGAAAGAUACCAGUUCUUGGUAAGCACACAAAACGCAUCACCUGUGGUUGCUGGAGCUCUCAGAACCUAUUGGCCCUGGGUAGUGAAGAUCGCAGUGUAACAAUCAGCAACCAUGAAGGGGACACCAUUCGACAGACAUCAGUACGGUCAGAUCCUGCCGAUAUUCAGUUCUCUGUGAUGAAGACAGAUGAGAGAUCUUCACCAGGAGAGAGCACAGUGAGCGUUGCUGUGGGGAAGAAGACUCUUUUCCUAUUCAACCUGAAUGACCCUGAUAACCCCAUUGAGUUGGCCUUCCAGCAGCGCUACGGCUCCAUAGUCUCCUACCGCUGGUAUGGGGAUGGAUAUAUAAUGAUAGGAUUCUCUCAGGGUUAUUUUGUGGUCAUCUCCACUCACAUCCGUGAGAUUGGCCAGGAGCUCUUUCAAGCUCACAACCACAAGGACAGUCUGACCAGCAUCGCCAUCUCCCAGUCUCUCAGCAAGGCGGCCUCCUGUGGAGACAGCUGUAUAAAGAUCCAUGACCUCACAGAACUUAAGGAGAUGUAUGCCAUCAUCAACCUGGAUGAAGAAACCAAAGGUCUGGACCAGCUGUCAUGGACAGAUGAUGGACAGCUGUUGGCAGUGUCCACCCAGCGUGGCUCUCUGCACGUGUUUCUCACACGACUGCCAAUCCUCGGCAGCAGCUCGGGCACACGGAUGGCGUACCUCACGUCACUAUUAGAGGUCACGGUCGCUAACCCCGUGGAGAUGGAAGGACCAUUAGCCGUAGCAGUGGACGUGGAGCCUAAUUUCAUUGCUGUAGGGCCAUACCAUGUUGCUGUGGGGAUGAAUAAUCGGGCAUGGUUUUACGCUGUAGGAGAAAAUGCAGUAGAAAGGCUGAAGGACACUGAGUAUUUGGGCACGGUGGUGAGCAUGUGUCUGAAUGCUGACUACGCAGCUGCACUGUUUGAGGGGAAAGUGCAGUUACACAUGAUUGAGGGUGAGGAGCAGGAGGAGAGGCAGACAAAAUUGUUCUCUGGUGAUAAAUAUCGCAUCAUGAGCCACGCACUUACUGCUGACUUCCUGUUCUUAGGCACUGAUACGGGCUUGAUCCAGUGCUUUUUCAUUGAGGACUGGCAGAACAUUAAUGAGUAUCGCCACCCCGUGGGUGUGAGGAAGGUUUUCCCCGACCCCAGUGGGACACGUCUCAUCUUCAUAGAUGACAAGAGCGAUGGAUUCCUUUUCAGCCCGGUGAAUGAUGCAGUGUGUGAGAUCCCUAACUUUUCUCCAACCAUCAAUGGUGCUAUUUGGGAAACCUGGCCAGGGGAUAAGGGGGUCUUUGUGGCCUAUGAUGACGACAAAGUUUAUACCUAUGCCUUCCACAAAGACACCAUUCAGGGCUCCAGAGUCAUCCUUGUGGGUGGCACCAAACUUCCAUUUUCCCAUAAGCCCUUGCUACUCCACAAUGGGGAGUUAAUAUGUCAGACACAGAGUGGCAAGACCAACAGUGUGUACCUGAGCACACACAGUUUUGUCAGAGCCCGAUUCUCUGAGGCCUCGAGGGAGCAGCUCACACAGAUGCUCCAAAAGGCCCUGAUGCUCAAGAGGUUCCUGGAGGCAUGGGAGAUGUGUAAGCUUCUUAACUGCUCAGAGACGUGGGCUGAGAUGGGGCGGACGUGUCUGCAUCACAUAGAGGUGGAGCUGGCAGUGCAAGUGUAUCGCAUGAUGGGGAAUGUAGGCAUGGUCAUGUCCCUGGAAGAUAUCAAGGGUAUAGAGGAUCAGAAUCUGCUGGCUGGCCAUCUGGCCAUGUUCACUAACGACUACAACCAGGCCCAGGACCUCUACCUGGCCUCCUCCUGCCCUGGGGCUGCUCUGGAGAUGAGAAGAGACCUGCAGCACUGGGAUAGUGCACUGCAGCUGGCUAACAGGCUAUCUCCAAACGAAAUGCCGUUUAUCUCUAAAGAAUACGCCAUCCAACUGGAGUUCAUUGGAGACUAUGUGAAUGCACUGUCCCACUUUGAAAAGGGAAUGACCCAAGAGAAUAAGGAGCAUGAUGAGGCGUGUCAGGCCGGAGUGGCACGGAUGUCCAUCCGCAUGGGAGAUAUCCGGCGUGGUGCAAACCUUGCCAUCAAGCACCCGAGCCGAGCGCUGAAGAAGGACUGUGGGGCCAUCCUGGAGAGCAUGAAGCAAUACUCAGAGGCAGCUCAGCUGUAUGAGAAAGGCCAGUAUUACGAUAAAGCUGCAUCGGUCUAUAUCCGCUGCAAGAACUGGUCGAAGGUGGGUGAGCUCUUACCUCAGGUGUCAUCUCCCAAAAUCCAUCUGCAGUAUGCAAAAGCCAAGGAGGCUGAUGGCAAAUUUAAGGAGGCAGCGAUGGCCUAUGAGAGUGCCCGGGACUGGGACAACGUGAUCCGCAUCUUACUGGAGCAUCUCAACAACCCUGAGGAGGCUGUGCGCAUCGUCAGGGAAACACAGUCCAUCGACGGAGCAAAGAUGGUGGCAAGGUUCUUCCUGAGUCUGAAUGACUAUGGUUCUGCCAUUCAGUUCUUGGUGCUGUCACACUGUAGCGACGAGGCCUUUCAGCUGGCACAGCAGCAUGAUCAGAUGGAGGUGUAUGCAGACAUCAUCGGCCCCGACGCCACAGCGGAGGAUUACCAGAGCAUCGCACUGCACUUCGAGGGGGAGAAGCAGCACCUUCUGGCCGGGAAGUUCUUCCAGAAAUGUGGCCAGUUUAGCAGAGCCCUGAAACACUUCCUGAAGUGUCCAAACACUGAAGAUAGCUUGGCCAUAGAGAAGGCCAUCGAGACUGUUGGAGAGGCUAAGGAUGAUGCUUUGACCAAUCAGCUGAUAGAUUAUCUGAUGGGAGAGAGUGAUGGCAUGCCAAAGGAUGCCAAGUAUCUGUUCCGGCUCUACAUGGCUCUUAAACAGUACAGAGAAGCAGCACGGACCGCCAUCAUCAUUGCCAGAGAGGAGCAGUCUGCAGGAAAUUACCGGAAUGCUCAUGAUGUGCUGUUCAGCAUGUACACGGAGCUACAGGCCCAGAAAAUCAAAAUCCCAUCUGAGAUGGCCACCAACCUCAUGAUCCUGCACAGCUACAUACUGGUGAAGAUUCAUGUGAAGAGGGGAGAUCACCUGAAGGGGGCGCGCAUGCUCAUCCGUGUGUCCAGUAACAUCAGCAAGUUCCCCUCACACAUUGUCCCCAUCCUGACAUCAGCUGUGAUAGAGUGCCACCGUGCCGGUUUGAAGAACUCGGCCUUUAGCUUUGCCGCCAUGCUGAUGCGCCCUGAGUACCGCAACAAGAUUGACCUGAAGUACAAGAAGAAGAUAGAGGCCAUGGUCCGGCGUCCAGAUACGUCCGAGUUAGAGGAGGACUCCACUCCGUGCCCGUUCUGUGGCGGCCAGCUGCCUGAGUGUGAGCUGCUGUGUCCAGGAUGCAAGAACAACCUGCCCUACUGCAUCGCCACGGGUCGGCACAUGGUGAAGGAGGACUGGUCAGUGUGUCCGCACUGUGAUUUCCCUGCGCUUUACUCCCAGUUAAUACAGCUGCUGGAGACCGAGUCGGUGUGUCCCAUGUGUUCUGAGAUUCUGAGUAUGAACCAGGUGAAGAGGAUCUCCGACUGCUCCAGCUACUUGCAGCUGAAUGAGCUGGAACAGUGAUGGCAGACAAGCCAGAGAGGAGAGAAGAGCCGAGAGAGAAGAGCUGCGGUCAAGGCCUUCUGAAAAGCAUCGAGCAUGGCGCUGAAUGGGCAUGGUGUCCGUUAGAUCUGUACACUGCACUGUGUCGGCCUGAGCAGUUCACUUCCCCAGGCCUGAGGACUCAGGUGCUCUGGCUGUGGUCAGGUGAUCUGAGCUAAGGGAUCCCUUCACCUAACCUACUCUUGUAAAAACACUAUUUAUAUAAACUAUGUUAUUUUUCACAUAAUUAUCAAAUAAAAAGAUAACAUUUUCUGUUUUA